AUGAAGGAGUUGCUGUUCCUCCUGUUGGUGGUGACCGAGGCGUCCUGCAGGUCUCACAGCACACACAGCUGUGAGCAGCGCUGUAAGUGUCAGGGUGAUCUGAAGUUCACCAUCUGCUCCGAGGCCAACUUCACCCAGCUGCCUGGCAAAGUCCCGGCCGCCACCGAGCUCCUCGACCUGUCCGACAACCACAUUGCCGUCAUCCCAGGGCGCUCCUUCAGCAAAAACCGCAAGCUGCGUUUCCUCCUGCUGCAGAAAAACAACAUCAGCACAGUGGAGGACGGCGGUUUCUCGCAGCUGGAGUUCCUGCAGAAGCUGGACCUGAGCUGGAACCGGAUCUCCACCCUGAGCGAGGGCUUCUCCGCAGGCCUCGCCUUACUGAGGGAGCUGCAGCUGGCACACAACCGCCUCACCAGCCUGGACAGCCAGAGCUUCCUGCACCUGGACGGCCUGCAGAGGUUAAACCUGAGCAGCAAUGCCAUCCACACCAUCCACGUGAGGUCCUUCUCCUCCAUGAGCUCCCUGAGGCAGCUCCACCUGGAGGACAAUCAGCUGACAUCUCUGAUGAGCGGCAUCUUCUCCAUGCUGCGCUCUUUGGAGGUCCUCAACCUGGCAGGGAACAAGAUCAAUGAGAUGGAGGAUGGUGUGUUCAAGCCGCUCAUCAGCAUGACUUUACUGAAUCUAGCAGGCAACCAGAUGUCCGCCAUCUACUUCAAGGCGUUCCUCGGCAUCAGCACCUACAGCACGCACAUCCUGCUGGAGGAAAACCCGUGGAACUGCGACUGCGACCUCCAGAGGGUUUUCCGGAAGCUGCGCAGCAUCCAGAGGAUCUACCUGGACGACUACUACAACCUGACGUGCAAGGUGCCGCCCGUCCUGCGCGGAUACCGGCUGACGGAGGUGGACACGGAGCUGUGCAUCGCAGAGACGGUCACCGUGCUCAUCAUCACCAUCACCGUGGUGAUCACCCUGCUGGCCGCCAUGGUGAUGGGCGAGAGGAAGAGGAAGAAGCAGAAGAGGGGAAGCACUGGACGCAGCAGGGGGAGCUUUCAGAUGACAUCACACUCUCAGAAUCACCUGAAGCACAAACUGAACAGCUGCAGUAUUUUAAGCUCUCUCGUCUAA
Molecule: messenger RNA, 1125 nt
Organism: Scomber scombrus (Atlantic mackerel)
Lineage: Eukaryota; Metazoa; Chordata; Actinopteri; Scombriformes; Scombridae
Product: leucine-rich repeats and immunoglobulin-like domains protein 1
Cellular component (GO): extracellular matrix
Molecular function (GO): protein binding
Source: RefSeq, a predicted model, not a curated record